This is a messenger RNA of Glycine soja, 1832 nucleotides long. Its product is annotated as THO complex subunit 5B-like. Gene Ontology annotation, biological process: positive regulation of DNA-templated transcription, elongation; mRNA export from nucleus. Gene Ontology annotation, cellular component: THO complex part of transcription export complex. Gene Ontology annotation, molecular function: mRNA binding. The transcript has 5 exons. Bases 98 to 1594 code for a protein of 498 amino acids. The record is from RefSeq and is a predicted model, not a curated record. Lineage: Eukaryota; Viridiplantae; Streptophyta; Magnoliopsida; Fabales; Fabaceae.
AAAUACCUAAUCAAUAUUCAUCCAAUAGAACGCGCCCCUACUGAGAGACCCGAAACACACUCAUUGCGCGGAAGCAGUUAUCGCUGCAAGAACAACAAUGGAAGACGGCGAUACGACGGAGGAGGCGGUUGUCGUUCCGGUCUCAAACGGCGACGAGCAAUCGUUUUCUCAUUCUUCCUCACGGCAACGCGAUUCGGAGGAGGAUUCUCCGCACGAAACGUUGCGUAACACAAAAGCUUCAAUAGAGAACAUCGUAGCCGAGAUUCUCUCUCUGAAGAACCAGGCAAAACCCAAACCACUCCUCACUCUCCGACUCCGAGAGCUCCUCACUCAAACGUUCCUCCACUUCGUCACUCUCCGCCAGGCAAAUCGCUCGAUCUUGCUGGAGGAGGAGCGCGCAAGAACGGAAACGGAGCGUGCGAAGGUGCCUCUGGAACUCACCACACAGAAGCUUCAGAACCUGAGUUAUGAGAAGAGUCAAUUCGUGAAAGCGAUAAAGGUGUGUAACGAUUUCAAGUCGAAGUAUCCUGAUAUUGAAGUGGUGUCGGAGGAAGAGUUUUUUCGCGGCGCGCCGCAGGAUAUGAAGGAUUCCGUUUUGUCCAAUCACAGUGAGCAUAAUCUCGUGCUUAAGAGGCUCAAUUUCGAGCUCUUUCAGCGCAAAGAGCUUUGCAAACUUCAUGACAAACUGGAACAGAAAAGGAAAACCCUUCUGGAUACAAUUGCAAACCGAAAGAAGUUCUUAUCUAGCCUCCCUUCACAUCUCAAGUCUCUUAAGAAAGCAUCGUUGCCGGUGCAAAAUCAACUAGGAGUUCAGCAUACUAAGAAACUAAAGCGGCAUCAUACAGCAGAGUUGCUUCCACCACCUCUUUAUGUGAUUUACUCACAGUUGUUGGCUCAAAAGGAGGCGUUUGGAGAAUCUAUUGAUGUGGAGAUUAUAGGAAGUGUCAAAGAUGCUCAAGCUUUUUCCCACCAUCUAGCUCACAAGGACACUGGCAUUUCCACCACUGUGGAGAGUCCUAAAUUGGAAAACAAUGAACCUGAUGAAGAUGGUCAGAGACAGAGUAAAAGGCCAAGGAGGUUUCAAGGCAAGGAGAGCCUUGACCAGGCAGGAAUAUUUCAAAUUCACCCACUUACUGUCAAUCUCCAUGUGUAUGAUGAUGAGGUUACUGAUCUUGAGUCUGCAAAACUCAUUUCUCUAAAGUUUGAGUACUUGAUGCAGUUGAAUAUUAUAUGUGUUGGAAACGAAGCAUCUAAUAUUGGUUCUGAGAAUGACAUCUUAAGCGAUUUAUUCCCAGAUGACACAGGUCUCGAGCUUCCUCACCAGUCAGCUAAGCUCUGUGUCGGGAAUGCUAUAAUGUUCAAUGGUGAUAGAACUGCACGUCCUUACAAAUGGGCACAGCACCUGGCGGGUAUUGAUUUCUUGCCUGAGGUGGCUCCCUUGCUGCUUGCUAGCCGUGAAACUUCAGACAGUGGUGAAGCUGCCAAAGGUGAAGACUUCAUAACUAGUCUUUCACAAUAUCGCCAACAAAACCGAUUACAGACAGUUCUGCAAAAAAUUCGAUCAAGGAUAAAAGCUCAGUUGGCUCUUCAAUAAUGAGUCACUUCUCUUUUAUGUAUACAGUUUUAGGAUAGGAAGUGACUUCCUGGGUAUUCAUUGAAUUAAAAAUAAUGCAGUCAACUGAAAAGAUUGUUUUUGGUCUAUGCUUUGGUUGUAUUAUUGUAACUGAUAUCUAGUUUUUUUUUGUCUGCCUGCUGUAAAUCCUUGUAACCCAUCUUUUGUAAGAUUUGUGUUUUUGUCCAUUUAUUGAAAUUCCAUUCUAUUUGGGAGAAUC